Stylophora pistillata is the source of this 3220-nucleotide messenger RNA. RefSeq lists its product as uncharacterized. Gene Ontology annotation, cellular component: extracellular region. NCBI's taxonomy places the organism in Eukaryota, Metazoa, Cnidaria, Anthozoa, Scleractinia, Pocilloporidae. The record is from RefSeq and is a predicted model, not a curated record.
AUAAAUAACGUUUGAACUCAAUCACUACAUUCAACAAAGGGAAAGUGAUGAGGUGAAGCAAAACUUGAAAUUUCGACACAAGGAAAGCUACGUCCAGAAAUGUUGCGUUAGCUGAUCUGGAGCAAGGCUGACCGGUUUAGUGGAUCAUUAUCGGCAAGACGAUAUGCUUGUAUUUGUGAUUUUUCAAGUUUUAUUCACCCUCGGCUCGUCACUCGAUAUUUUUGACGAAAACUGUUUGAUUUCGACCAAUUUACUGAGAAGGCGACAUGGAGUUCCAGACCUCACUUGGUCGGAAGCUCUCGCAACAGAUGCUCGCGCUUGGGCAACUUUCUUAGCUGAAAGUGAAACUUUCGAACACGAUUACAGCAGUAUGCAAAACAAACACCAAGGAGAAAAUCUGGCUUUCUUCAAGCCGUACAAGGCGAAAUGUCAAGGACCCAAGAAGGACGAUUGCGUUCAGUGUCGAGAGAUUGUUGAUGGCUGGUAUGAUGAAGUCAAAAAUUAUGACUUUGGAAUGGGAAAACCCAAAACACCCGGAGGCGUGGUAAUGCAUUUUACACAGGAAGUAUGGAAAAACUCCCGCCAGUUUGGAAUUGGAACUGCUAAGAGCAACAAGUACGGCUUCAUAGCUGUGGCUCGGUACAGUCCUCGUGGAAACAGAGGGGGACCCACAAUGUUUAAAGACAAUGUUUUUCCUCCAGGAACUAUUUCUGACCCGACACCUUCAGUCAAUACCUCUGCUACGUCCCCUCCAACGCCCACCACCCCUGGGACUCCUCCCGUGGAGAAAACGACUGCUGCCACUACCCCUGCCACUGGGGGAGGUAACAGCCCCACUCCUCUACCUUCACCCACUUCACCAAACACUGGCGGGCCGGAGAAUGGCAGCACUACCGUCCUUCCACCCACUCCAGUGCCACCCGAACGCAAGAUAACAACAAAAAAUGAACAGCCAGGUCCUGUGCCGAAAAACAACUCACAGUGCCAGUAUUUUGUGGUAAACAGUACGACUUACACCUACGCCAUCGUUCAAAACUGUCGAGGUAGACCUAACGUCACCUUAAUUCCAGAAGGGAAUAUGACAGCUUCCAAACCAGAACAGUCGACGGGAACAACAACAACAACAACAACAACAACAACAACAACUCAAACAGUCUCAACAGCAACAACAAACACGGGUGGUUCACAAUCAACAAAAACUACCUCCCCGACUGCUACAACAUUAAAACCAGAAUCAACAACAGUUACAACUGUAAAUCCUGAGGAAACGACGGACGAAACGACCAUGACCACCACUACACCUGAGCCAACAACAACGCAAACAACUUUAAGCACGCUGAAUCCAGAACAGACUUCCCCAACUACGUCAUCGUCACCAACACCACCAGAAACAACGACAAGCACUACUACCACAAGUAGUUCAGAGAUCACAACAUCAAAACCAACAACUAUGCCUCCUCCACAACAAUUUCCAACUACACCUACACAGACAACACUACCAACAGGAACCACGAUGGAACCUGUUCUGACUACCACUUCAUCAACAGUUAAUCCCGAGGAAACUACCACGUCCAUUACAUUACCUACACUAACUUCUGAGUCCUCCUCUACAACUGGGACACCAACAACUAAAACUCCCCCGCAACAGUUUCCUGGACAGACCACACCAACUACAGGAACCACGUUAAAACCUCAGUUGACAGCUGCUUCAUCGACAGCGAAACCAGAACAAACAACUUUGACAACAACUACUACGGCUAGCCCAGGGAUUACAACUUUAACAUCUACAACGGCGCCUCCUCCGCACCAAUUUCCAACCACACCGGCACAGACAACAUCAUCCACGGUAAGCCCUGGAGAAACGACACCUACAGCUACGCCUCCCCCUCAACAGUCCCCAACUACACCUGCACAGACAACACCAACGUCUCUGACGACCACAAAGCCAGAAUUGACGACACCUACUGUCGCAACGACACCAGAAAAAACAACUAAGCAAACGACUUCAUCUGUCAGUAAACCACAAGGAUUAUCAACCACCACAUCGACAGAAACAACCACAAGUCAAGGGGUAACAACACCGACUGUGACAACUUUCACUUCAGAAACAACGGAAACAACAGCUCCUCCAGACCUAACGACACCGACACUUUCUUCAACUAUAAAUCCAGAAGAGUCUACCACAACGCUUAAGCCACAGCUUACCUCGCCGACGACAGCAAAUACAGAAUUAACAUCUCCAAGCGCUCAGUCUACCACUUCCACAAACCCAGACUUGACGACUCCAACUUCACCUAGUACGAUGACAACAACAUUAACAGGUGCAGGAACAACCAAACCAACAGCAGAACCUUCCACUUUAUCUACUGUUCAGACAACUGGUACAACGAUGUCAACAUUGGAAUCAACAACAACAGCUGGACAGGAAACAACGACACCCACAACAAAUCCAGGAACAACUAAUAUUACAACAACACAAACCACAACACCUACUGCUACAACAGGUCCAAAGCCUACAUCAGUCCCAUCACCACCAAACCCAUGCGAGCCAAACCCCUGCAUGAACGGUGGCACAUGUGAAGUAAAGGAGGGUAAUGCCACCUGUACGUGUCCCGAGGGAUACUGGGGCCCACUAUGCCAAGAAAGAGGCCCUACUGCUGAUGAAAGUAAAGAUGCGUUGAUGCUUCACAACAUGUAUAGAGCAAUGCACCAGGCCCCAUUGUUAACCUGGAACAAAGAGAUGGCGGCAAAAGCGCAGGACUGGGCCGAAAAAUUAGCCAGAGAACAGAGACUUGUGCAUGAGAACGAGGGUUCGACUGAUUAUGGGGAAAAUCUAGCCGAGGUUGGAAGUGAUGACAAGGCAUUACUGCGAGCAAUUGAUGCCUGGUACAAUGAAGUGGGACAAUACAACUUUAAAGAGGCUAAAUUCUCUACGGACACUGGCCAUUUUUCACAGUUGGUUUGGGGUGCCUCAAAUGAGCUUGGAAUGGCAAAGGCGAAAACCAAAGACAACACAAACGUGUAUGUGGUGGCGCGAUAUAAACCUGCUGGAAACGUUGUCAAUCUGUUUGAAUCAAAUGUAAAGCCUAAACAGUAGGAUUUACAACUAAAAGGAAACUAUAAAUUUCUCGUAAUAACUUUUUAAGGAGGAAAAUCUAAAUAAGGCGAUUUUAGAUGUAAAUGCAGAAUGCAGAUGAUUAAUUAAUAAUCUAAUAAAGCU